Molecule: messenger RNA, 882 nt
Organism: Armigeres subalbatus
Lineage: Eukaryota; Metazoa; Arthropoda; Insecta; Diptera; Culicidae
Exons: 1
Coding region: 1-882 (293 amino acids)
Biological process (GO): sensory perception of smell
Molecular function (GO): odorant binding
Source: RefSeq, a predicted model, not a curated record
AUGAGGGGCUUCACGAUAUUGUUUGUGUCGGCUGUGCUCUUCCAAAGUUCAUUAGCUCUGAAGAAUCUGGAAUUACCGAGGUGGAAAUCAUUCCGUGAUGCGGAACAGGAAUGCGCUGAUUAUCUGUUUAUCACAAAUGAAACUCUGGAGCGAUACCGCUGCCGUGGAUAUCCAGACGAGCCGAGUGUUCGCAAACUGCUCAACUGUGUUGAAACAAAUUUGAACGCGUGGGAUGAUAGCCAUAGCCAGAUCAAGGAUUACGUAUUCAAGCAGUUCUUCGUACCCAACACAGUUGAUUGUGAUAACGUGAAGCAUACCCAGGAGUGCUUAGAUCGCUACGUGGUUCCUCUGGAUCGCCAAGAUCGUCUGGGUCGGGCAUAUCAAACUUUCCAGUGCUACUAUAGGCAUUAUGCAGGAAUAAGUGAUGAAGUGAAAUGGGUGCCGUUCCAUUUCAGCGAGGUGAUCCAAAUAGUGGGCGAUUGUCUUCGUAUUGUUCCGCAAUGUCCUGAAGCUCUGGUAAAUUUCUGCAAAGGAAAUUUACCUCCCAACCCGGGUUAUCCGAAUGCAGUGUACUGCUCUACCGUUCGAUUGGGACUCUACAAUAAAACGACUGGAGUUGACUUUCAAAAGCUAUACGUUCAGUUCGGCGAUGAUGAACUUCUCGAUGACGACACCAGGGAGUGCGUGAAGAGAGUGGAGGAACAGCAUUGCAAAGAACCGGAGCGUCUUGUGCACGCACUAGGGGAGUGUUUGCUGAACUAUCUUCCAUUUGUGCAAGCCUUCAGCGUUAGCGCAAGUAAUUUGCUGGGAAAUCCGCCCCAUUGUGGCAUUCCGCCCAGUCCACCACCGAAAACUCAACCGCGCUACAAUGCUCAUCUUUAA